Molecule: messenger RNA, 7094 nt
Organism: Myxocyprinus asiaticus (Chinese sucker)
Lineage: Eukaryota; Metazoa; Chordata; Actinopteri; Cypriniformes; Catostomidae
Product: transmembrane protein 168-like
Exons: 4
Coding region: 619-2721 (700 amino acids)
Source: RefSeq, a predicted model, not a curated record
CGACGAGAAAAUAUGGCGGAAAUACAAGCAAGUUUAGACGAUGGUUUGGCAAAAUAGUGCGAUAAAUCUCCACUUUUCUGUUGAAUGUUUAAUAACGACAAUAAUCGAUUACUUAUACGUCUACUGGAAUAUUUUUUAAGCGUGGUUUAAUCCAUGUUACUCUCUUCCUGAAGAGAAAUAACGCAUUCUGUCAACUUUCUGAUGCCGGUAAACGCACUGGAAUCUAUCCGUGUGAAUCCGACUGACAGCACAUUCAAACUCUUUUAUCUGUUAUAUUUACUGUUCGUUUAUAAGUUUGAAGAGUUGGUGAUUUCAUAGCUAAUUUACUCAUUAGUUUCAGUCAUUAGAAAAUUACCUUCAGGUCGUCUGUGCUGAAAAACUCAUUAAAUACAAUAGUAACAGGUGGAUAAUGACAGUCUAUUGAUUUAUUUUAGUUGUUAUUUAUUUAUUUUUUUUUCCUUCUCUAAAAUAUAAUGCACGUCUCGAGAAAUGUCUAACUACACUACACACGUUUAUGGUUAUGUUUCGAAUCAUAUUUCAUAUUGUGACGCAUGACGUACGUCACUCAUCACAUUAAGUCGCCUUGUUUCAGUGUUGUGGGAAUAUUGACUUGCAACAAUGUGCAGGCUGCUCAAGUAUUGCUUGAGCCACUUGCUUUAUGCUGCAAUGACCCGGCUAGAUGAAGUCAAUAAAGGGGUCAACACGUGGUCCUCCAUUCGUUACCUUGGAUACCUGUCCGGUCUUAAUUCAUUGGUGGCCAUUUGCUUGGGUCUUUUUGUACAAUGGGAGAAGACGGACGACACUAUUAUCUUGGUCAUUUUUAUUUUGGGCCUCUUUGUACUUGGGAUAGCUAGUAUUCUCCACUACUAUUUCAGCAUGGAGAGGGUCAGCCUCUUUCUGUUGCAUCUAUGGUUUGGUUUCCUUCUUGGUUUGCUGUGCUUCCUCAAAAUCCCAUCCAAAGAGGAAGAUGUUAAGGAGCAGGUGGCCAACUGUAUGUUAGUAGCCAGCAUGGUGAUAAGAAUCCUAUGGGCUUUAGUUGAAAGAAUGUGCGGUUGUACUCGGCAUCAACCUGCGUUCCUCAAAUCAAGGGAAGCUCUGGAGCUCACAGGCUUCGCUGUGGCCAGCACAACUCUGGUUGGCCAUAAAUCUGUAAGCCUCAUUGUUCUGACACUCUCCCUGGCUGCUCUAAUCGUGGACUUGCGCAUGAAGUCCUACCUGGCCCUUCAAAAUCUGACCUGUUUCUCUGGGGUCGCAAUAUUCUUCUUUCAGGAGUCUUUAGGGGUGUCCACCAACCCCUUCGCCCUGUCGUGCUUCUUCAGCCGCCUCGUCUGCGACCCCUUCAUGGAUGUCUACUUCAGCGGCCUUUCAGUCACUGAACGCUGGUCACCACUCUUAGUGAGAAAAGGCUUAUGGAGGCGCCUGUCCCUUCUUCCUCUAGUUGUGGUGGAGGUGGCUUUCCUCGUCAUGGCUGCUCUAAAGAUGAGAGAUCUGGAUCGGUGGUACCUGUUGAUCCCAGGUCUCUCGGUCUUCACUAUUUUCUGGAUCAUCUGCCACCUGGUUUUCUUGGUUACACUGUGGGGUUUCCACAGUAAGCUGAGUGACUGUCAGAGGCUGUGCAUGGGACACAUUUCAGAGGCUGGAGAACUGGACAGGGUCAUGGCGUCUAAGGGCAUGCGCCACUUCUGCCUCAUAUCAAAACGCCUGGUUCUGUUCAGCCUGGUGUCCACCGUCAUACUAGGAGCUCUGGCUUGGCAGCCAUCCAACAGUCUGUUUAUUGCCUUGUUUCUGCUGGUACUACCACUGGAGUCACUAGCCCACGGCCUCUUCCAUGAACUGGGAAACAGCCUCGGAGGAACCUGUGUGGGCUACGCUGUGGUCAUUCCAACCAACUAUUGCAGCCCAGAUGGUCAGCCCACCCUACUGCCCCCAGCUCAUGUGCAGGAACUCCACUUGCGCUCAACAGGGAUACUGAACAACGUGCAACGCUUCUUCUCCCAUCACAUGAUCGAGACCUACGGUUGUGACUACUCGACCAGCGGCUUGAGUCUGGAAGCCCUGCAAGCAAAGCUCCGCAUAUUCAUGGAGGCCCACACGGCUGAUGGCCCACGUCAUGACACCUACGUGCUCUUUUAUAGUGGCCACACGCACCGCAGUGGAGAGUGGGCCCUAUCAGGUGGUGACAUUUUGCGUCUAGACGAGAUCAUGCAGCUCUGGAGAGAGAAGAAUGCUGGUUUCUGCUCCCGUCUUAUCCUCAUUCUCGACACAGAGAACUCCCUCCCUUGGGUGAAAGAGGUGCAGAAAAUCGAGGGACUUUAUAUAGCAGUUCAAGGGGCCGUGCUCUCAAGUCCCAAAGACCUGGAACUCCAGGACGCACCUCAGCUUGGGGACUUCACCUCUCAGUGGGUAGAUUUCAACUGCAACCCUGAGAGCAUUGUCCGCUGGUCUGAGCGUGGACGGACCGUCCGAGCUGCCUACGGCAUCUCUAGACACUGGAGUGACUACAAGCUCCACCUUCCCACUGAAAGUGACGUGACAAGGCACUGGAGAAUGUACUUCCCACGCUUGACUUACCCUGUGGUUCAGCUCGCCCACUGGUGCGGAGGACUGAACCACUUCUGGGUUUGCGGUUACUGCGUUCGGCUUCUCUGGCGAAUUAAACUCACAUGGUUCCCUCCUUCGGUGCUAGAUACAGGCCAAGGUUUCAAGCUGGUUAAAUCAUAGAAUAGGACCUAUUAUGUGAUGAUACUCCAUGCAGCUGCAAGUCAAUGUAUCAGGACUCGGAUAGGUGAGUCUCACAUAUGGCAGCUUUUAGUUGUAUGGACCAGCAGCACAGUUGAUAAAAUCUCAGGUGUGAUUAAACUCCAGGUAUGUGUUUGUGAUGGUUAGAAUAGCUGAAACAUGCAGACAAAAGUGUCGUUUUUUCAUCACUAUACACAUGUCUGGGUAAUAUUUUACCCCAAGAUCUAAAGAAAAAUAUGUAAGAAACUAUUUUGCUCAAAGAAUAUAAAAUUUAUUUUUAGGACCACUAAGAUUUUUUUUGCAACAUUUUCUUGACAAUAAAUUAUAUUAUAUUAGAUAAUUGUCAGGAAUAUUUUCCUAUUUAUUUAGAAAUAUAUUAUUGUCACAAUUUUUAAGUAUAUUAAAAAUUAGCAAAUUUAAUUUAUUUAAAUUAAGCAUUUAUGCAUGGUAGUAUUUGUUGUACUGCCUUUAAUUUAUUCUGAGUUAAAAAAAUGAAAAAUUACUGUACUGCAGUAAUGAGAAUGUAAUGAGAAUCACUAUAGAGAAUUAUGGGAAUUACAAAAAAACAAACAAUCCUGAAAAGGAAAACUUGAGUACAAAUGACUAUUAUUAGAAUGUAGGGGAAAAUGUGCUUAAUUUACAUCAAAAUAAUUUCAUAAUGUACAAAAACUUAAUGGUCCAAAAAUAGGCUUUUUCUUUACGCAAAAUAAGAUUUUCUUUCUUGAAAUCAUAAACUAAUUUUGUGAGAUUCACCUGCAACACCGAUAAGUUACUGAUGGGCCAUGCUAUCAGCAUUGCAUCUACUAACAAGCAACUGUUACAGCUUUAACCUGUGAUAUUUUUAACCCUUUCUGCCAUUUUAAUGCUUACUACCAUUAUUUGUUUAUGAUUUUUGUAUAAGCUUUAUAAAAUGUACCAGCACUGAACCUUUGAAUGCUACAAAGUACACUUUUCAAGCACCACGUAGCACAGCAUGAAACCCAUUAGCAGUCUGCAGCCAUUUGUAGAGUGCAUCUUCUUUCUGUACUGCACUAGACAAAGCAUGGCCUUAUAUUUGGUAUCUAUACUGGGGAAGUCUCUACACAUGUUCAGAACAGUCUAUUGGAUAAUUAUAUUUGUAUUGGUGUAUGUUUUUAUUUGUUUAUACAGAACAAAAUUUUCUACUGUCCUUUAAAAAUCGUGCAACAUUUAUACUAUUUUGUGUACCUUGGUUGUUAAAUUGAAGUCUCAUUUAGCUAAACACUGAUAGUAUAUGACCUUGCCUGUGUUACGGCCAAGCAAGGAUUAUAUCUUUAGUCAUUUGACUAAUAAUGUGUUUUUCUAACUCUGUUAGCUAAAGUAAUGGAGUGGAUUUGUCAAAGAAUGCCAGCAUAACCGUGUAACAUAGACGUGUGGUAACGUGUGUUCUCAAGUGCCUUGUGCAAGAUUAUUCCUCACCCAAAGAUGCAAGGAUUUGCUCCUAAUGAAAUAUGCAAUAUUUAUUGAUUAAUCCUAGAUUGUAUGAAGAGGUCUGAAGGCUUUUUUAUUUUAUUUUAUUUUUUUAAGGGAACUUGUGAAAGACUUUCUCAAAAUGCAUGGUAUGAAUCAGUAAGUUACUGGGGAUUGAUGAUGGUAAAUGUUUCUUGAUUGUUUCUGUGAAUGAAAUCAACCCAUAAUCAGAAUGAGUGUGAAAUGAAUAAAAGAGUUGCUCUUUCAAUGCAAAAUUGCAUAUGGAAUUAUGCUUUUAUCUGCCAAGAGAAAAUAGACACUACAAAAUAUCUAUGUUCUGUGGGAUAUUCUAGUUUUAACUGAAAGUAGGUAUUGUAGAUGAAUUAUAUCUAAACAAGUAAAAGAAAAAAAGCAACUAAGAAUUAAAGGGAUAGUUCACCCAAAAAUUAAAAUUCUCUCAUCAUCUGCUGACCCUCAUGCCAUCCCAGAUGUGUAUGACUUUCUUUAUUCUGCUGAAAAUUUUUAGAAGAAUAUUUAAUCUCUUUAUGUACAAUGCAAGUGAAUGGUGGCCAGAACUUUGAAGCUGCAAAAAGCACAUAAAGCAUAACAGUAAUCCAUAUGACUCCAAUGGUUAAAUUAGGGCUGGGUGAUAAAUCGAUCGCGAUUAAAAAAAAUCCACGAUAUCGAUGAUAAGUUUUUGAUUAAUUUUCGAUAUUUAGCCUGUGUUCUUCAUCUAGACGAUCAGGUGUGUGUCGCUAAAAAUGCAAUCAGUUCGGCUUUCUCAGACUGUAUGAAGUUGCUAAUGUUAUCUGCCUUGCUAACGAUUAGGCUACACCAGUCACCGCAGUCCAGGACCGGCUUUGGACACUGGAUUGAUUCCAUCCAGACUGCAAGACAUCAUUCCCCGCAGAGUAGACAUGAAAUACGCAUAAGUUAACCUGGUUCCAGAGCACCUUUAGACCAUAAAGUUUUUUCCUUAUAAGUUUAGCUUUUUUAAUCAGCGUGUGAGCCUUCAGUAAUAAACAAAUAGAUUUCUGUUCUAAUUUUGUGAAAUGAAUCAGAUGUCAUCAUCUCUGGGAUGGAUGACAAGGAAAACCAAUAAAAUUACUAGUUUUGUAGCCUAGUCUUUCUCACUUUAAUGAAAAUAUAAAAAUGAUCCAUUCAGAUUUUUACAUUCUCUUUUUUUAUUUUUUUCUCCCCAAUUUGGAAUGCCCAAUUCCCAGUGUGCUUUAAGUCCUCAUGGCGGUGUAGUGACUCGCCUCAAUCGGGGUGGCGGAGGACGAAUCUCAGUUGCCUCCACGUCUGAGACCAUCAAUCCGCGCAUAUUAUCAUGUGGCUUGUAGAGCGCGUUAACGCGGAGACCUAGCGCUUGUGGAGGCUUCAUGCUAUUCUCCAUGGCAUCCACGCACAACUCACCACGUGCCCCACCGAGAACGAACCACAUUAUAGCAACCACGAGGAGUUUACCCCAUGUGACUCUACCCUCCCUAGCAACUGGGCCAAUUUGGUUGCUUAGGAGACCUGGCUGGAGUCACUCAUCAUGCCCUGAAUUCGAACUUGCGACUCCAGGAGUGGUAGUCAGCGUCAAUACUCGCUGAGCUACCCAGGCCCCCCAGACUUUUACAUUCUCUACAUUUUCUCUCAGGGGUUACCCCUGAACCCCCAUACAGUAUCAUUCCUCAGUCACAAGGGCUUCUAUGCCCCCAUACUUGGGUAUUUGAAUGUAAUGAAAUAUAAAAAUUAUUUGAAUGUAAUAAUUUUAUGCUGUCGUUAUGCUUCAAAACAAACAGAUCAUCUUUUAACAUUCAUGUCCAACUGCACUCGAUUGAUAAACUAUAUAAAACAUUUUAAUAUUUUGAUAGAAGAUCCUUCAGACACCACUGCUUUGGCAGUGGGCCCCCAAUACACUUUUGACUAUUUUGACUGUUUAGGAUUUUUUUCUUCUUUUCUUCUGCCAACUUAGAAAUAAAAAAAGUGCAAUGUGCAAAUGUGAAUGUAUAUCGUGAUAAAUAUUGAUAUGGAACUAUAUGAAAAAGAAUAUUGUGAUAAUAUUUUUUGGCCAUAUCGCCCAGCCCUAGGUUAAAUCCAUAUCUUCAGAAGUGAUAUGAUAGGUGUGGGUGAGAAACAGAUCAAUAUUUAAGUCCUUUUUACUAUAAAUUCUCCUCCCUGCCCAGUAGGUGGCGAUAUGCACAAAAAUUGUGAAUCGGCAAAAACUAAAGAAGUAGAGAUUUAUAGUUAAAAUAACUGACUUAGAUAUUGAUCGAUUUCUCACCCACACCUUCUAUCGCUUCUGAAGACAUGGAUUUAACCACUGGAGUCAUGUGGAUUACUUUUUUGCUGCCUUUAUGUGCUUUUUGGAGCUGGCCACCAUUCACUUGCAUUGAAUGGACCUACAGAGCUGAGAUAUUCUUAAAAUCUUUGUGUUCUGCAGAAGAAAGAAAGUCAUACACAUCUGGGAUGGCAUGAGGAUGAUAAUUUUCAUUUUUGGGUGAAUUAUUCCUUUAAUCCAUUUUUAUUAAAAUAUAUUAUGGUUACACCAAAACGUGUUUGAUAAAACAGCCUGAUAUACAAGUGCAUCCUUUUUGUAAAGCUUAACAUACAGUUUGUUAAUCGCACUAUAUGCUAAUGUCAUAUCCUCAUUCCAUGCCUUGCUUUUAGGUUUAAGCUGGUUUUUAAUGUAAUAAUUUAACAUUAUUAGGGUUAAUGGAUAACGUAAAUCUGUGGAACAUAAAGUUUUACUUGUAACAGUGUCAUAGGAAUGUAUUGUGGUGGAGACUAUUGUUUUAAUACCCCUUAUAAAACAAAUUUUAAUAUGACUACAUUAGUUCCAGGUUGCCCAGCAAAAUUUGCUCGAGGAAAGACAAAAUGUUUGGUUCAGAUGGUCUCUAGGCCUUUCUACUUAGACUUUAAUAAAAGAUCUAAUAAUA